Molecule: messenger RNA, 735 nt
Organism: Arctia plantaginis
Lineage: Eukaryota; Metazoa; Arthropoda; Insecta; Lepidoptera; Erebidae
Source: the annotation of a GenBank genome assembly
AUGAUGUACAAUUAUGUUGCUGUGGUGUUUGUCACUGUUGUGCAAGCAGACAAAUGGCCUGAUCCGAAGAGUGAUCCAUUAAUAUAUAUCGCAAACCCUAUUGAAGCUAAUAUGCCAGGACACUGGGUGCCUGGCAGUAUUGUGAAAGCUAUUUUAGAAGGAGCGAUUACAUUUACACAUCAUACCACAACCAAAACUAAACCGACCUUGUCUUGGAUUACGUAUGCAGUGACCAAAGAAGAUUUAAAAUACCGUGAAAAAAUGAAACAAACGCAGACGCCUAAUAGUAAAAAAGAAAAGGUGAAAACAGAUCAGAGUGAGAACUCUGAAAGUAACGCCACCUCUGGUAACAGUACAUCGCAGGAAACUGAAGAACAAACAGAUCUGGAAUCAGAUGAAAAAUCUACACCAGCAACAGAAUCUACACCAAAACCGGAAUCCACACCAGAACCGGAAUCCACACCAGAACCGGAAUCCACACCAGAACCGGAAUCCUCACCAGAACCGGAAUCCACACCAGAACCAGAAGCUGCACCGGAACCGGCAUCCGCACCAGAACCGGAAUCCACACCAGAACCGGAAUCCACACCAGAACCAGAAUCUACACCAGAACCGGAAACAGAAUCUACGCCAGAACCCGAAACCGAGCCCACCACUACAACAACUCGUCGACGCACUAAACGGAGGCGUGAGGACAAAGGACAAAACGUGAACGGACGACAAGGGCCGAUAUGA